UUGAUGCGCAUUGACGGAUAUUGCGUCACUGUUGCUUUAAAGUCCGUUUCGAUCCGAACCAGGACAAACAAGAGACAGAUGGACCCGUCCGGACCGUGAUCUGGACCCAACCCGGACUAAACCCGGACUAAACCUGGACCUUCCCUCGGACCUGGGACCGGGCCGGAGCCGGAGCCGGGGUUUGGUCCGGAUCGCCGCGGGAGUCCCAGCGGAGCGGAGCGGCCUCAGCAGCCGGUCCAAGAUGGCGGACGCUGACGUGUCACUGCCCCCUCUGCACUCGCCCCCCGUCGCCAUGGAGACGGACCUGAGCCCCCCCACAGUGAUCGACCCAGAAGUGGCUCUGAAGGCCUGUCAAGAAGUUCUCCUCAAAGUCCAGCUUCAGAACCAGGACCACUUAGACCAGGACCAAGACCAAGACCAGGACCACUUAGACCAGGACCAAGACCAGGACCAAGACCAGGACCAAGACCAGGACCAAGACCAGGACCAAGACCAGGACCAAGACCUCUCAGAACCCAAUCAGAACCAUCAGCACUACCAAAGUCCAGACCAGAACCACGACUCUCACACUACAGAACCCAAUCAGAACCAGAGACCGGACCAGAGACCGGACCAGAGACCGGACCAGAGACCGGACCAGAGACCGGACCAGAGACCGGACCAGAGGGCGUGGCUGAUCGCGGAGGAGGAGGAGGAGGAGGCCUCGGUCCAGACGUCCAAACAGUCGUGGCUCUUGCGUCUGUUCGAGUCGAAGCUGUUUGACGUUUCCAUGGCGAUCUCGUACCUGUACAAGUCGAAGGAGCCGGGAGUGCAGGCGUACAUCGGGAACCGCCUCUUCAGCUUCCCCGACGACGACGCCGAGUUCUACCUGCCCCAGCUCCUCAGCAUGUACGUACACAUGGACACGGAGGUCGGCGACGCCAUCAGACCCUACCUGCUACACAGGUGUCGAGGCUCCAUCACGUUCUCGCUGUUGUCGGCGUGGCUCCUGGGCGCCUACUCCAGCGACAUGCACAUCUCCACCCAGAGACACUCCCGAGGAACCAAACUGCGCCGCCUCAUCCUGUCCGACGAGCUGAAGCCCAACCACAACCAGAACAACCACAACUGUAACCACGCCAGCCACCACGCCAACCACCACGUUAACCACCACGCCAACCACCACGCCGGCCACGCCCACCACGACACGCACACAUGCACAGGUCUUCGGGAUGAGGUUUUCUUGGCGUCUCCGUCUCGCCGGACUCACCAGCGCUCCAAGUCCGACGCGUGCACCGCCACGAGCGUGCACGGAGCGGCCGCCAGCGUGCACGGAGCAGCCGCGAGCGUGCACGGAGCGGCACUGAGGAGGACCGGAAGUAACCCCCGAGUGGAACAUCUGCACGAAGAGCCCGAGCGCUUGCGUCCGCAGAGAGACUUCGUGAAGUCGUUGCUCUGCAUCGGGAAGCGUUUGGCGACUCUUCCCACGAAGGAGCAGAAAACUCAGCGUCUGAUCUCAGAACUUUCUCUGCUCAACCACAAACUGCCGGCGCGAGUCUGGCUCCCGACCGCCGACCACCAGCACCACGUGGUCCGAGUGCCGCACACGCAGGCCGUCGUACUCAACUCCAAAGACAAGGCUCCGUACAUCAUCUACGUGGAGGUGGUGGAGUGCGAGGGCUUCGAGACGUCUCCGGUGCCGAUCCGGAUCCCGGAGACCCGCAUCAGAACCGCCAGAUCGGCCGAGAACCUGGACUGCGGCUCCGUAGGCGGGGCUUCGAGCGGCGGGGGCACGGCGUCGGAGGCGGGGGGCGUGGCCGGCGUGAUGACAUCAGAGCACCGAGCGGGAAGUUACUCCACCGUCCAAAACUACGACAACGACGACGAAGCCUGGGCCACGGACGACAUCGGACAACUGCAGGUCGAGGGCGAGGGUCAGACCAGCAGCAGUGAUAACCUGAGUCAGUUUUCCGUGGACAGUCUGACGAGUCUGGAGAGUAAGGAGCCCGUGUUCAUCGCGGCGGGAGACAUCCGGCGCCGUCUGUCCGAAAACCUCGCCCACACGCCCACCACCUUCAGACGAGACCCCGAGGACCCGUCCGCCGUCGCCCUCAAGGAACCCUGGGAGGAGAAAGUCCGGCGUAUCCGGGAAGGUUCUCCGUACGGGCACCUGCCGAACUGGAGGCUCCUGUCGGUGAUUGUGAAGUGUGGAGACGACCUGAGGCAGGAGCUGUUGGCCUAUCAGGUCCUGAAACAACUGCAGAGUAUCUGGCAGCAGGAGCGAGUUCCUCUCUGGAUUAAACCGUAUAAAAUCGUGGUGAUGUCGUCGGACAGCGGGAUGAUCGAGCCUGUGCUCAACGCCGUGUCCCUGCACCAGGUGAGGAAGCAGAGUCAGCUCUCGCUCCUGGAUUAUUUCCUUCAGGAACACGGCAGUUUCACCACAGAAGAGUUUCUCUCGGCCCAGAGGAACUUUGUCCAGAGCUGCGCCGGAUACAGCCUCAUCUGCUACCUCCUGCAGGUCAAAGACAGACACAACGGGAACAUCCUCCUGGACUCAGAGGGACACAUCAUCCACAUCGACUUCGGCUUCAUUUUGUCCAGUUCUCCUCGAAACCUGGGCUUCGAGACGUCGGCGUUUAAACUCACCUCAGAGUUUGUGGACGUCAUGGGAGGUCUGGACGGAGACAUGUUCAUUUAUUAUAAGAUGUUGAUGCUUCAGGGACUCAUCGCCGCUCGGAAACACAUGGAGAAGGUCCUGCAGAUCGUCGAGAUCAUGCAGCAAGGGUCGCACCUGCCCUGCUUCCACGGCUCCAGCACCAUCCGUGGGCUGAAGGAGCGUUUCCACAUGAGCCUGACGGAGGAGCAGCUGCAGGGGCUGGUGGAGCAGCUGGUGGACGGGUCCAUGAGGUCCAUCACCACCAAACUCUACGACAGCUUCCAGUACGUCACCAACGGGAUCAUGUGAGAACUCAACCGGGACUACAGCAGGACUACAGGGGUCUGUACUGGGUCUGAACCAGGUCUACAGCAGGACUCAACCAGGACUAAACUCUAUCGAAAUGUUAACGGACUUGAUCCCAAACCUGGACUAAAAGACGACUAAACGAAGGCUGAACCAAGACUGAAUCCAGACUGAAUCUGGGCUGAACCAGGACUGAACCAGGACUAGAGAAGAACAGACCCUGUUUGAGACUGAAUGAACUGAAUCUGGAUUUGCAGAAGAAGGAUGUUUAUGGAACAGACUUGAUCAGACCUUUGAACCAGGUCUGAACUGGGUCUAAACCAGGUCUGAACUGGGUCUAAACCAGGAUUAACCCAGAUUAAACCAGAGAUCUGGACUGAAUACUGUCUGCAGGUUUUACACAAAAACAUUUUCAAAGUUUCUCGUUUUAAACUGUUACAUAAACUGGACUCGACUGGAUCCAACAGCAGCGGAACGGCGGGAAAACCUGAGAAAAGAGCGGGAAAAGAGGAGGAGACAAGAUGGCGUCGGGGCUCUGAGCUGCUGAACAUUUUAUUUUAAAAACCACUAAAAUUGUAAAAAUUGCACAAACAAACUCAGCACAAAAACUCACGUCCAACAGAAUGAAAAAAACCAACUGUUUACACGUUUAAAGGGCCGUUCUACGUUCUAUGUUCAUCUGGAUCUGUGUUCUUGUGUCGUUUCGUCGUCGCACACAGACCUGGAGUUUUGUUCAUGACGUCACGAGGUGGAACAGAACGUUUAGAGCUUAAACACGACUCCAGCUCUGAGUGUGACCAGGAACAACAGAACAACAGAACUACAGAACAUUAGAACUUAAAGCUCUCAGACUCACAACUUUAAGAACUAAAAUUAAAUCUAAAAGCUCAACGUUUGUUGCACGAAACCAAAUGAAUCUAAACACAGAUGUUUCUUUUGAAAAACGCGGCGAAAUCUUUUACAUUAUUAAAGAUUUUUUUUUUUUUUUUUUUGAUGAAGCUUCAGUGAAUUUGCCAAAAGUCUGGAGACGUGUUUCGUUUUUGCCAAAAAUCAGUGAAGGAUUCAAUUUUGUGAUAAAACGACAGAAAUAAUGAAAUGACAAAAGCACUUUUAUGAAUAUUCUAAAUUACAAAGUGAAAAUCUCAAGUCAAAAUUUCACUAAAACCAAAACCAGUUACAAAUUUAUUAUAAAAACACUCAACAAACAGUUCUGACCUCCUGAACACGCUAACGUCACGCUAACAUCAAGCUAACGUCACGCUAACGUGGAGCUAACAUCAAGCUAACAUCAAGCUAACGUGGAGCUAACGUGGAGCUAACAUCAAGCUAACAUCAAAGCUAACGUGGA
This is a messenger RNA of Boleophthalmus pectinirostris (great blue-spotted mudskipper), 4289 nucleotides long. RefSeq names its product phosphatidylinositol 4-kinase beta-like. The record is from RefSeq and is a predicted model, not a curated record. Bases 242 to 2944 code for a protein of 900 amino acids. Lineage: Eukaryota; Metazoa; Chordata; Actinopteri; Gobiiformes; Gobiidae. Gene Ontology annotation, molecular function: 1-phosphatidylinositol 4-kinase activity. Gene Ontology annotation, cellular component: membrane; cytoplasm. Gene Ontology annotation, biological process: phosphatidylinositol-mediated signaling; phosphatidylinositol phosphate biosynthetic process. The transcript is spliced from 14 exons.